UCUGAGCAAUAGCGACAUGUCCGAGACAGCCCCGGCACCCGCUGUGGAGGCAGCCCCCGCCGCCGCCCCGGCCCCCGCCGCCAAGGCCGGCUCCAAGAAGCCGAAGAAGGCGGCGGGCGGCUCCAAAGCCCGCAAGCCGGCGGGCCCCAGCGUCACCGAGCUGAUCACCAAGGCCGUGUCCGCCUCCAAGGAGCGCAAGGGGCUCUCUCUCGCCGCCCUCAAGAAGGCGCUGGCCGCCGGCGGAUACGAUGUGGAGAAGAACAACAGCCGCAUCAAGCUGGGGCUCAAGAGCCUCGUCAGCAAGGGCACCCUGGUGCAGACCAAGGGCACCGGCGCCUCCGGCUCUUUCCGGCUCAGCAAGAAGCCCGGCGAAGUGAAGGAGAAAGCCCCCAAGAAGCGGGCGGCCGCGGCAAAGCCCAAGAAGCCGGUGGCCAGGAAGCCAGCCAGCGCCGCCAAGAAGCCCAAGAAGGCAGUAACAGCGAAGAAGAGUCCUAAGAAAGUCAAGAAGCCGGCGGCUGCCGCGGCCAAGAAAGCGGCCAAGAGCCCCAAGAAGGUGACCAAGGCUGCCAAGCCCAAGAAGGCGGCAGCAGCAGCGAAGAGCCCGGCCAAGGCGAAGGCGGUGAAGCCCAAAGCUGCCAAGCCCAAGGCGACCAAGCCUAAAGCGGCCAAGGCAAAGAAGGCGGCGCCCAAGAAGAAGUAAGCCCCUGGGGAAGAAAACUCUUGCUCCGCAUUUAAACCCAACGGCUCUUUUAAGAGCCAC
This is a messenger RNA of Colius striatus (speckled mousebird), 760 nucleotides long. RefSeq names its product histone H1.11L. Gene Ontology annotation, molecular function: DNA binding; structural constituent of chromatin. NCBI's taxonomy places the organism in Eukaryota, Metazoa, Chordata, Aves, Coliiformes, Coliidae. Gene Ontology annotation, biological process: nucleosome assembly. Gene Ontology annotation, cellular component: nucleosome. Bases 17 to 700 code for a protein of 227 amino acids. The transcript has a single exon. The record is from RefSeq and is a predicted model, not a curated record.